AUGGAGAAAGAUAUUAGUACCCAAUAUAAGUCCCAUGAACUUUUUGAAGCUCCCUCAUAUGUCAGUGUGUUUUGUGGGAAAAAGGAAAAUUUGAGGGGGCACCUUAACAUAGAAGAUGCUGAUUCUGAAAAGAGCAUAAAUGAAGAAAAUGGAGAAGUUUCGGAAGACCAGUCUCAAAAUAAACAUAGUCGUCACAAAAAAAAGAAGCAUAAACACAGAAGCAAGCAUAAGAAACAUAAACAUUCCUCAGAAGAAGACAAGGAUAAAAAACAUAAACAUAAGCAUAAACAUAAGAAACACAAAAGAAAAGAGGUUAUUGAUGUUUCUGACAAAGAGGGUUUGUCUCCAGCAAAAAGAACUAAACUUGAUGAUUUAGCUUUGCUAGAAGAUUUGGAAAAACAGAGAGCCUUGAUUAAAGCUGAACUUGAUAAUGAGUUAAUGGAAGGAAAGGUCCAGUCUGGGAUGGGACUGAUAUUACAAGGUUAUGAGUCUGGCUCUGAAGAAGAAGGAGAGAUUCACGAAAAGGCCAGAAAUGGAAAUAGGUCUAGUACUAGAUCUUCAAAUAUGAAGGGGAAACUUGAACUUGUGGACAAUAAAAAUAGUGCAAGAAAAAGAAGUAAAAGCAGAUCCAAAGAACGGGCUAGGCAUAGAUCUGAUAAAAAAAAAAACAAGGGAGGUGAAGUAGUUAAAGAGAAAAUAACUAGGAGCAAGUCAAAGGAGAGGAAAAAGUCCAAAAGUCCAUCCAAAAGAAGUAAAUCUCAAGAUCAAGCAAGAAAAUCCAAGUCCCCUACCCUUAGAAGGCGAUCUCAAGAGAAAAUUGGGAAGCCUAGAUCUCCUAAUGAUGAUAAGAUUAAAAUAGAAGAUAAAAGUAAGGCAAAAGAUAGGAAAAAGUCCCCAAUUAUAAAUGAAAGUAGAAGUCGGGAUCGAGCCAAAAAAUCCAGAUCCCCGGUUGAUUUAAGAGGUAAAUCUAAAGACAGAAGGUCAAGGUCUAAAGAGAGAAAAUCAAAACGCUCUGAAACAGAUAAAGAGAAGAAGCCAGUGAAGUCUCCCUCUAAAGAUGCUUCUUCUGGGAAAGAAAACAGAUCCCCCACUAGAAGACCUGGUCGCAGUCCUAAAAGACGAAGUUUAUCACCCAAACAGCGAGAUAAAUCAAGAAGAAGUAGAUCUCCAUUUUUAAAUGACAGAAGAUCAAAGCAGAGCAAAUCCCCCUCUCGCACUCUGUCUCCUGGUAGAAGAGGCAAGAGCCGGUCCUUAGAAAGAAAACGAAGAGAACCUGAUAGGAGGAGACUCUCUUCUCCAAGAACACGCCCUCGAGAUGAUAUCCUGAGUAGACGGGAAAGAUCCAAAGAUGUCAGCCCCAUCAGUAGGUGGUCUCCAGCCCGAAGAAGAGCAAGUAGAUCUCCGAUUAGAAGGAGAUCUCGUACCCCUCUCAGACGUAGCAGGUCUCCGAGAAGAAGAAGCAGAUCUCCUCGGAGAAGAGACAGAAGUCGGAGGAGCAGGUCACGUUUAAGGAGGCGGUCUCGAUCUCGCGGUGGCCGGAGACGGAGGAGCAGAAGUAAAGUAAAGGAAGAUAAAUUUAAAGGAAGUCUGUCUGAAGGAAUGAAAAUUGAGCAGGAAUCUUCAUCUGAUGAUAACCUUGAAGACUUUGAUGUAGAGGAAGAAGAUGAAGAAGCUCUAAUAGAACAGAGAAGAAUACAAAGGCAGGCGAUUGUUCAAAAAUAUAAAUACCUUGCCGAAGAUAGCAAUAUGUCUGUGCCAUCUGAACCAAGCAGCCCCCAGAGCAGUACUCGUACACGAUCACCUUCUCCAGAUGAUAUUUUGGAACGGGUAGCUGCUGAUGUUAAAGAGUAUGAACGAGAGAACGUCGACACAUUUGAGGCCAACGUAAAAGCCAAACAUAAUCUCAUGGCAGUUGAACAGAAUAAUGGUUCAUCUCAGAAGAAGCUGUUGGCACCUGAUAUGUUUACAGAAUCUGAUGACAUGUUUGCUGCAUAUUUCGAUAGUGCUCGUCUUCGGGCUGCUGGCAUUGGGAAAGAUUUUAAAGAGAAUCCCAACCUCAGGGACAACUGGACUGAUGCAGAAGGCUACUAUCGUGUGAACAUAGGUGAAGUCCUCGAUAAGCGUUACAAUGUGUAUGGCUAUACAGGUCAAGGUGUAUUCAGUAAUGUUGUACGAGCCAGAGAUAAUGCAAGAGCCAACCAGGAAGUAGCUGUAAAAAUCAUCAGGAACAACGAGCUCAUGCAAAAGACUGGUUUAAAAGAACUUGAGUUUUUGAAAAAACUUAAUGAUGCUGAUCCUGAUGACAAAUUUCACUGUUUGCGACUCUUUCGACAUUUUUAUCACAAACAGCAUCUCUGUCUUGUGUUUGAGCCUCUCAGUAUGAAUUUACGAGAGGUACUAAAAAAAUAUGGUAAGGAUGUUGGUCUUCAUAUUAAAGCUGUGAGAUCCUAUAGUCAGCAGUUGUUCUUGGCAUUGAAACUCCUUAAGAGAUGCAAUAUCCUUCAUGCAGAUAUCAAGCCAGACAAUAUCUUGGUUAAUGAAUCAAAAACUAUUCUAAAACUUUGUGAUUUUGGGUCGGCAUCACAUGUUGCAGAUAACGACAUAACACCUUAUCUUGUCAGUAGAUUUUAUCGCGCUCCUGAGAUCAGUAAGUGUCUUUCCAAGUAUUCUUUGAUCUGGACCAUCAGAUGCACAGUGAAAAUAGUACUUACUUUCUGACUUCUGUUUUCUGACACGCUUCAGAAGUUGCACAAGUUCAUUUAUGAGGAUGGGUAGUUGUGACAGGGGUCUUGAUCGAGCAAGAG
This is a messenger RNA of Echinops telfairi (small Madagascar hedgehog), 2804 nucleotides long. RefSeq names its product serine/threonine-protein kinase PRP4 homolog. The record is from RefSeq and is a predicted model, not a curated record. Gene Ontology annotation, biological process: peptidyl-serine phosphorylation; peptidyl-threonine phosphorylation. Lineage: Eukaryota; Metazoa; Chordata; Mammalia; Afrosoricida; Tenrecidae. The transcript is spliced from 12 exons. The coding region runs from base 1 to 2718 and encodes 905 amino acids. Gene Ontology annotation, molecular function: protein serine/threonine kinase activity; ATP binding.